Messenger RNA from Cavenderia fasciculata, 2349 nucleotides. RefSeq lists its product as uncharacterized. NCBI's taxonomy places the organism in Eukaryota, Evosea, Eumycetozoa, Acytosteliales, Cavenderiaceae. The record is from RefSeq and is a predicted model, not a curated record. The transcript is spliced from 5 exons. Bases 1 to 2349 code for a protein of 782 amino acids.
AUGAAUAUGUCAAUAGGUAUUCCAUCUCAUGAAGAAAUUAAACAAAGACUUUUUGAAAAAAGGAAACAAAUGAGAUUAUUAGAUAAAGCUAUUAGAAUGAAUAUUGAUGAAUCAUUUAAAUCAAUAUUGACAAAUAAAUAUAUUAGAAAAAGAAUCAUUCAAUAUGUACAAACAAUCAACAAGUUGUAUAAUCAUGGAAUAUCAAUACCCUACAAUACAGUAGAUACAUUUGAAUGGUUGGUAGACCAAUACUUUAAUAAGAAAGCAAGUGCAUCGUUGUUGGUAUACAAGAUUCAAAAGAAUAUAGGGCAUAUUCGAUUACCAACCUUUGUAGGCUUUCAAAUGAUGGUUAAUCUUGACCUAUGUCUAUACAAACAGAUAUACCUACACUUUCAAGAUAGACUGUUGGAAUACCCUUAUCUGAUGGAUUCAGCUGCCAAUAAAGGUCGAUCAGAUAUAGUGGACUUUCUAAUCGACAAACGUGCACCGUUUACAAGUCAUGCUAUCGAGAAUGCAUGUUGUAAUGGGUAUAUUGGUAUUGCUGAUAAAUUGUUAAAUUGUGAUUAUAUCAAACCAGAGUGGAUGCCAUCAACUCGUGGAUACGAUGGUGCUGCGCAGAACGGUCAUUUGGAUGUACUCAAAUACUUGGAUCACUCGAGUCGUAUUGUACAACCCAUCGAGACAACCACUCAAUGCAUUGAUCAAGCAUGCAAGAACAAUAGAGAAGAUGUGGUACGAUACUUGAUGGAGACUCGGACAGAGGGUUUCACAAGACAUGCUAUCAUUCGAACGGUCGAGUGUGGCAAUCUGCCAUUGUACCAUCAUCUACGUCAGAAUAUGGCGUCACUGUCCCACAACCACUUUGACUCAAGUGAGAUUCUCGGUGCUGUUAUCAUAGCAGCCGAGAAUGGACACGUAGAGAUGGUCAAACAUAUGUUUGGUACGAUCGUUCAACAAAAGGAUCUCGAGUACCCCAUCGACACACACAAGCUUAGACAGGCGGUAGUACGUGCUAGUCCCGACCCACGAAUACUACUCGAAUACAUGAUCAAGAAUGGGGUAUUGACCGAAUACUCAUUGGUAGAAGACGAUGAUCUUAUUGCAGUUGCCUCCAAAUACUGUGGAUUGGGUAUGGUCAAAUACCUUGUCAAUAUCAAUAGAAACCGUCGUAUUCGUCAAAACAUACUGAUUCAAGUGUGUGACCAACAACCAUGUGCACUCGACGUCAUCGAAUAUUUGUUUCAAGAGUGUCAAGAGCCACGUCGUAAUCCAGAGAAUAGCUAUCGCACCGUGAUAAUGAGUGUCAUUCGAUAUGACAAUAUUGAAUUGUUUCAAUUGAUGCAGAGGUAUCCACCGAUGCUUGACGUUGCCACCAAUGUGACAGAUGACUAUACGAUGCAGACAGCAAUCAGUGGCAAAUACCGUAUUGUCGAGCUCUUGCUAGACCACUUUAAAAACGAUGAAAUCAGAUUCAACGCGAUUGUCAGCAAGAUGGCAUACUCACCCGUCACAGAGUUGGCCAAGAGGAUGGUCACUGAUCAUCGACUCAAACCAAGCUUGAUAGCGUUGCGUACAGCUGUCAUCAAAAAUAAUACUGAACUGCUUCAGUUUUACAUUGACACGAUGCAGAACAACCCCGAGUCCCAUGAAAAGAUCGACAACUAUAUAGUCUCAACACUGCUCUGUGAUGCAGCUGAGAGAGAUCGUGUGGCGGUGGUCAAGCUUUUACACGAAAAGUUUGGUAUACGCCAAUUGAAACCCGUCGCCUUGGACGGUAUUGCGUAUCGCGGACGUGUCGAUCUCAUGGACUUUUUGUUGAGUAACACCAAACAAGACGCUGUCAAGGUGACAUCGUCCACCCUCUUGGAGGCGGUGAAGAGUAGCCGGUUGGAUAUGUUCUUCCAAAAUGCAAAGGGUCGGUCGACAGUACCAAAGAACUAUUUCGGAGGAGCUGCCUCUCAAGGCAACCUAGGUAUUAUCAGACAACUCCAACACCUUGUUCCCGACAUUCAAGAAUAUGACAGCUUUUUAAUCACAUCGUUGUUGGUGGCCAAAACCGAUGUACCAAUGCUCACCCUCUUCCAAAAUAAUAUAAACUAUACCGAUGUCUUGAGACAAUGUUGUAAACACGAGAACCUAACAUUCCUCAAAACCUAUCUCCUCGACAAACCAGAAUUCAAUCACAGAGCAAUCCUACUCGAAGCCAUCCAGACAAAAAACCUCGAUAUCGUUAAAACCAUCGUUGCAGCAGUUCCACCUAGAUCCAUUCUUGCAGUUCAUGAACAAAGAUCAAAAUGGGAAACUCCAACAAUUGAAAAAUACCUCUCAUUACAUAAAAGUGCUAAAUAA